Molecule: messenger RNA, 888 nt
Organism: Vicugna pacos (alpaca)
Lineage: Eukaryota; Metazoa; Chordata; Mammalia; Artiodactyla; Camelidae
Source: RefSeq, a predicted model, not a curated record
AUGGAGCCUCGCCAGGGGCAAGAAAGUGAGCAGGGCGGCCUAUCCGCACCUGGAGCCUUACCUGAGGCGGCGGUCCGGCGUCCAGGUCUCCACGCCUUCCAGCAGCACGAGAAGGCUCAGGCAUCUCCAGGAAAUACUGGCUACCCUGCCCCUCAGGCUGGCAAUCCUGAAACACAGGCUGAAUAUCCAGCUUCCCAGGCUGGCAAUUCUGAAACCCAGGCUGAGUAUCCUGACUCCCAGAUAGAUCAGAUUCAGAUUCAUCAGCAAAUUGAACUUACAGAUGUCUUAACAAGUCAUGAAACCAAUAACAAAUAUGAAAUUAAAGACAACUUUGGACAGUGUAUAUACUUUGCAGCAGAGGAUACUACUUUCUGUACCAGAUGUUGCUAUGGAUCUUUCAGGCCUUUUAUCAUAAAGAUCCUUGAUCUUAAGGGCCAAGAAAUCAUAACUCUGAAGAGACCACUAAGGUGUACCAGCUGUUGUUUCCCCUGCUGCCUGCAGGAGAUAGAAGUCCACACUCCUCAUGGUGUACCAAUAGGUUAUGUUACUCAGACUUGGCACCCAUAUCUGCCGAAGUUUACAAUUCAAAAUGAGAAUAAAAUGGAUAUUCUAAGAAUUAUAGGUCCAUGUCUUGUGUGCAACUGUUGUGGAAACGUUGAUUUUAAGAUUAAAUCUCUUGAUGGAAAAAAUGUUGUUGGCAAGAUUUCCAAGCAGUUUACUAGGAUUAUGAGAGAAAUGUUUACACAUUAUAGUAACUAUGGCAUCCAAUUCCCUUCAGAUGUUGAUGUGAAAAUAAAAGCUGUGAUCAUUGGCACGUGUUUCCUGCUUGAUUUCAUGUUUUAUGAAAACAAUGGAUGCUUUCAGCUUUUGACAUUAGGAAUAUGGUAG